AUGGGCUUUCUGACAGAGGAUAGCCUUGCGCGAGAGUCCGACGUCACUGUGUCCACAAAUGUCACGCUGUAUGCCGAGUACAAAGGCUUUUUCAUGUACGUGCUCUCCGCAGUAGCACUCACAAUGUUUGUCAUGUGGAUCUUGGCCCCACAUUCAGUACUCCUCUCUCUUGGAAUCUCAUAUUAUCCGGAUAAGUAUUGGGCGCAGGCAAUCCCCAUGUAUUUUCUCAUGCUGAUGUUCUAUCUGUACGUGCUGGUCACGCUCUAUAAUAACGAGGUCCAGACUUUGAAGCUUGAUGACUUACGUGUCUUCACCGACGAGCACUCGGUAUCUCCAGAAGAUCCCGUAGACUGGCUCUGGAAAGCGCCAAGCGGUGUAUGGGAUCUCCCCAUUGGGCUUGUAAACGAGGUGCUAUACGGCGAGGAUGAAGAUAAAAUCCACUAUGGAGACACUCCGGAAUCGGGUCUCAAGGGGCUCGAUUGA
Molecule: messenger RNA, 483 nt
Organism: Metschnikowia bicuspidata var. bicuspidata NRRL YB-4993
Lineage: Eukaryota; Fungi; Ascomycota; Pichiomycetes; Serinales; Metschnikowiaceae
Gene: GPI19
Product: phosphatidylinositol N-acetylglucosaminyltransferase
Exons: 1
Coding region: 1-483 (160 amino acids)
Source: RefSeq, a predicted model, not a curated record